AUGGUGGACGUGGGCUCGAAGCCGGUGACGGCGCGCGCCGCCGAGGCCGAGUGCCGGCUGCACGUGGGCGCGCGCCUGCUGCGGCUGCUGCGCGACGCGCGCCUGCCCAAGGGCGACGCGCUGACCGUGGCGCAGGUGGCGGGCGCGCUGGCCGCCAAGCGCACGGCCGAGCUCAUCCCGCUGUGCCACCCGCUGCCGCUGGACUGCGCGCGCGUGCGCGUGGAGCUGCCGGCGGGCGCGGGCGGCGCGCUGCGCGUGGCGUGCGAGGUGCGCGUGACGGCGCGCACGGGCGCGGAGAUGGAGGCGCUGACGGGCGCGGCGGUGGCGGCGCUGGCGCUCUACGACAUGUGCAAGUCGGUGGACCGCGACAUGCGCAUCACGGACCUGCGCGUGGUGCGCAAGUCGGGCGGCCGCAGCGGCGAGUGGCCGCCGCCCGCCGCCCCUGCGCCGCCCGCCGCCGCCGCCACCCCCGCCGAAUCUGACCCCGGUCCCGAGAUAUAUGCCCCAACCAAUUUUCCUCACCUUUAG
Molecule: messenger RNA, 528 nt
Organism: Ostrinia nubilalis (European corn borer)
Lineage: Eukaryota; Metazoa; Arthropoda; Insecta; Lepidoptera; Crambidae
Product: cyclic pyranopterin monophosphate synthase-like
Exons: 1
Coding region: 1-528 (175 amino acids)
Biological process (GO): Mo-molybdopterin cofactor biosynthetic process
Source: RefSeq, a predicted model, not a curated record